AUGUCCAACGUUAAAGUAGAAAUCCAUCAAACUUUGCAAAACUCAACAACCACUCUAGUGGAAAUGACAAACUCAUUUGCUACCACCACAGAGGAGGACAAAUUCUUAGCCCAAUAUAUGGCUCAAUUGAAGGCAGACCCCAAAAUCGCCGAACUACCACAUGAUCAAGCACACCCACAAAUUUCUAAAGCUCUACAAGAAAGAGUCCGUUCCGUUAACGAGGACACUUGCGACCCCGGUGAGGAGAAUUCCUUCUUCGUUUGUGACUUGAAUGAAAUUCGCAACUUGCACAAGAAUUGGCAAAAGGAGCUGCCCAGAAUCCAACCUUAUUACGCGGUCAAAUGUAACCCAAAUCCAUUGAUCCUAAGAUUGUUGGCUGAUAUGGGUGUUAAUUUUGAUUGUGCUUCCAAGUUGGAAAUUGAAACCAUUUUGAAAUUGGGAGUGUCUCCAGAAAGAAUCAUUUAUGCUAAUCCUUGUAAGGUUUCAUCUUUUAUUAGAUUCGCUGCUAAGCAAGAGGUGAAGAAAUCCACUUUUGAUAACGUGGAGGAAUUAUACAAGAUUAAAAAAUUUCAUCCUGAAUCUGAAUUGUUCUUAAGAAUUGCCACCGAUGAUUCCACUGCUCAAUGUAGGUUGUCUACUAAAUAUGGCUGUGAUUUGGAGAAUGUGGAUGAAUUGUUAGCUAAAGUUAAAGAAUUGGAUUUGAACUUGGUCGGUGUCUCCUUCCAUGUUGGAUCAGGUGCAUCCGAUUUUAGCAGCUUAUAUAAGGCAGUAAAGGACGCUAAAUUUGUCUUUAACAAAGUUGUGGAUGAAUACCAGUUGCCAAAAUUGAAAAUCUUGGAUGUUGGUGGGGGGUUCCAAUUUGAAACAUUUGCUGAAUCCAGUGCAGUGCUAAGAAUGGCAUUGGAUGAAUUUUUUCCUGAAGGAUGUGGAGUGGAUUUAAUUGCUGAACCAGGUAGAUAUUUCGUUGCAACUGCCUUCACUCUAGCAGCUCAUGUUAUCGCCAAGAGAACGGUCAACAAUAAUAAGGAAGAAUGUAUGCUCUACAUUAACGAUGGUGUCUACGGAAAUAUGAAUUGUAUUCUGUUCGAUCACCAAGAACCAAACCCAAGAGUCCUAUACCAUGAUAACAAAUUUCAUUAUGAAGAUUUCCACUCAUCCAGUCCCAAGCCAGAGUGUCCAUACAAGGUGUCUAUGUGGGGGCCAACUUGUGAUGGAUUAGACUGUAUUACCAAGGAAUACUAUUUGAAGUACGAUUUAGUAGUGGGAGAUUGGUUAUACUUCCCAAACUUGGGUGCGUACACUUCAUCUGCCGCCACUCCAUUCAACGGAUUUGAUCAAACUGCUGAUAUCAUUUACAUUAAUAAGGAAGAACCUCUUUGA
This is a messenger RNA of Naumovozyma castellii, 1380 nucleotides long. RefSeq names its product ornithine decarboxylase SPE1 (gene SPE1). The record is from RefSeq and is a predicted model, not a curated record. NCBI's taxonomy places the organism in Eukaryota, Fungi, Ascomycota, Saccharomycetes, Saccharomycetales, Saccharomycetaceae. The transcript has a single exon. The coding region runs from base 1 to 1380 and encodes 459 amino acids.